ACAGCGUGCUACCCAGGUGGUCUUGCUGUAAACCUCAGAGAACAAUGUUUGAUACCGAACGACUUACUCUGCGGCCGUUCAUAGAGUCCGAUGCAGACCACCUUCUACGUAUGUGGAAUCAACCUGAGGUGCUCAGAGGCAGUUCCAAUGACUAUCUUGUUCCUCAUUCGCCGAAAUUCAAGGAGAUGUUCACUUCUUGGGUGGAGAAGUCUCUUUUCUUCGCGAUCAUCACGCUGAAAGACUCUGGAGAGUUUGCUGGAAACUUAGGCAUCAGCAUGGGUUCAUCCAAGAACCGGGACGGCGUACUGGGCAUCACUUUUUUGCAUGAACAUUGGGGCAAGGGAUAUGGAAAAGAGGCCCUUCGAUUUGUCCUUGACCACUGCUUUAAAGCCCUGGCACUACAUCGAGUCACCUUAAGCGUCUUUGCCGGAAAUGAACGCGCCAUUCGGUUGUAUCAGAAAAUGGGGUUUGUGGAGGAAGGUCGCAUACGCGAAGCUGUUUGGAUUGAUGGGCAGUGGCAAGACAUCAUCGCGAUGGGUGUUCUUGACAGAGAAUGGGCUCAGCGAUGCCAAUCGGCCACGGGUGCUUUGCCAUAAUAACCAUACGGAGCAUGGCAGACUCACUCGUAGUCCUGCACGUCUGAAGGAUGUCGACACGAGUUCCGAGCAUAAUUUUCUUUCAGUUAUGUCAGAUAAUCGGUUUACUUCGGCCAGUCCAGCUACAUUGCGCAGGGUACCGCGUCUCAUCAUCGUUGGACUCAUGAGCUCUAAACCUACAUACGUGCCUAGCUAGUAAUCACAUUUACAUGUACUGUAUGUUGUCGCAGACGCUAGGACUGACGAUAAAC
Messenger RNA from Somion occarium, 847 nucleotides. The record is from the annotation of a GenBank genome assembly. NCBI's taxonomy places the organism in Eukaryota, Fungi, Basidiomycota, Agaricomycetes, Polyporales, Cerrenaceae.